This is a messenger RNA of Scophthalmus maximus (turbot), 4597 nucleotides long. It is a transcript of the gene tnpo2b, whose product is annotated as transportin-2. Gene Ontology annotation, cellular component: nucleus; cytoplasm. The record is from RefSeq and is a predicted model, not a curated record. The transcript has 24 exons. Gene Ontology annotation, biological process: protein import into nucleus. Gene Ontology annotation, molecular function: small GTPase binding; nuclear import signal receptor activity. NCBI's taxonomy places the organism in Eukaryota, Metazoa, Chordata, Actinopteri, Pleuronectiformes, Scophthalmidae. Bases 160 to 2835 code for a protein of 891 amino acids.
CUGUCAGAUACCGACUAGCAACCACACCGAUCUACCGAGAUCAGAAGUUCGUAUUUCGGGUACGCUGGUCGACGUCACGUCCUAUUUAAUGUUAGUUGUUACAGCGUAGCUGCACCGUUGUCUAUAGAAAUAUAGAUCUGCGACAUUGGAGCGACCAGGAUGGAGUGGCAGCCAGAUGAACAGGGUCUGCAGCAAGUGCUUCAGCUACUCAAGGACUCCCAGUCCCCGGACACAGCAACACAGCGAGCAGUGCAAGAAAAACUGGAGCAACUCAAUCAGUUUCCGGAUUUCAACAACUAUCUCAUCUUUGUCCUCACGAGCCUCAAAUCUGAGGAUGAGCCCACUCGCUCUUUGAGCGGUCUGAUACUGAAGAACAACGUAAAGGCUCACUACCUGAACUUCCCUCCCAAUGUGGGUGACUUCAUCAAACGAGAAUGCCUCAAUAACAUCGGGGACCCCUCACCGCUUAUCAGAGCCACGAUCGGUAUCCUGAUCACAACCAUAGCAUCUAAAGGAGAGCUGCAGACCUGGCCAGAACUGUUGCCUCAGCUUUGUAAUCUGCUCAACUCUGACGACUAUAACACAUGCGAGGGUUCUUUUGGAGCACUGCAGAAAAUCUGCGAGGACUCGUCUGAGUUGUUGGAUAGCGAUGCUCUGAACAGACCUCUUAACAUCAUGAUCCCCAAAUUCCUCCAGUUUUUCAAACACUGCAGCCCCAAGAUCAGGUCCCAUGCUAUAGCGUGUGUGAACCAGUUCAUCAUUGGUCGAGCUCAGGCUCUGAUGGAUAACAUAGACACCUUCAUUGAGAGUCUGUUUGCACUGGCAGGUGAUGAGGACAGUGAGGUGCGGAAGAAUGUGUGCAGGGCUCUUGUCAUGCUGCUUGAAGUCCGCAUCGAUCGCCUCAUUCCGCACAUGCACAGCAUCAUCCAGUACAUGCUUCAGCGCACGCAGGACCCGGACGAGAACGUGGCUCUGGAAGCCUGUGAGUUCUGGCUGACUCUGGCUGAACAACCCAUCUGCAAAGAGGCCCUCUCUGGCCACUUGGUCCAACUGAUUCCUAUCUUAGUGAAUGGGAUGAAAUACUCUGAGAUUGACAUCAUUCUUCUUAAGGGCGACGUUGAAGAGGAUGAGGCGGUUCCAGACAGUGAGCAAGAUAUCAAACCUCGCUUCCACAAAUCCCGCACUGUCACGCUGCAGCACGAAGGAGGGGAGGGCGAGGAGGGGGAGGACAUUGAUGAAGACGAGGAUGAUGAUGAUGAUACGCUGUCUGACUGGAACCUGCGUAAGUGUUCGGCGGCAGCUCUGGACGUCCUUGCCAACGUGUUUCGUGAGGAAUUGCUUCCCCAUCUCCUCCCCCUGCUAAAAGGCCUGCUCUUCCACCCUGACUGGGUCAUCAAGGAGUCUGGCAUCCUUGUCCUGGGGGCUAUCGCAGAGGGGUGCAUGCAGGGCAUGGUACCUUACCUACCUGAGCUCAUCCCCCACCUCAUUCAGUGUUUGUGUGACAAGAAAGCUCUGGUCCGCUCCAUCGCCUGCUGGACCCUGAGCCGCUACGCCCACUGGGUGGUCAGUCAGCCCCCUGAUGCCCACCUCAAACCCCUCAUGACCGAGCUGCUCAAACGCAUCCUGGAUGGAAAUAAGAGAGUGCAGGAGGCGGCAUGCAGUGCAUUUGCCACCCUGGAGGAGGAGGCGUGUACAGAGCUGGUGCCUUAUCUGAGCUUCAUCCUGGACACGCUGGUUUUUGCUUUUGGAAAGUAUCAGCACAAGAACCUGCUCAUUCUCUACGAUGCCAUCGGAACACUGGCAGACUCUGUGGGACACCAUCUCAACCAGCCUGAGUACAUUCAGAAGCUGAUGCCUCCACUGAUAGCCAAGUGGAACGAGCUGAAAGAUGAGGACAAAGACCUCUUCCCUCUGCUUGAGUGCCUGUCUUCUGUUGCCACGGCACUGCAGAGCGGCUUCCUCCCCUAUUGCGAGCCUGUUUACCAGCGCUGUGUCACCCUGGUCCAGAAGACGCUGGCUCAGGCCAUGAUGUACAGUCAGCAGCCAGACCAGUAUGAGGCACCCGACAAGGACUUCAUGAUCGUGGCUCUGGAUCUUUUAAGUGGCCUGGCCGAGGGACUUGGGGGCCACGUGGACACACUCGUGGCUCGCAGUAACAUCAUGACUCUGCUUUUCCAGUGCAUGCAGUCCCAGGAUACGAUGCCUGAAGUAAGACAGAGUUCGUUUGCUCUACUGGGUGACCUCACCAAGGCUUGCUUCCCGCAUGUCAAACCAUGUAUUGCUGAAUUCAUGCCGAUCCUUGGGACAAACCUGAACCCAGAGUUCAUCUCUGUCUGCAACAACGCAACCUGGGCCAUUGGAGAGAUCUGUAUGCAGAUGGGAGUGGAGAUGCAGCCGUACAUUGCUAUGGUUCUAAACCAGCUGGUUGAGAUUAUCAAUAGGCCCAACACACCAAAGACCCUGCUGGAGAACACGGCCAUCACCAUCGGUCGACUGGGCUAUGUGUGCCCUCAGGAGGUUGCGGCCAUGCUGCCGCAGUUUAUCCGACCUUGGUGCACGUCUCUGCGAAACAUCCGAGACAAUGAGGAGAAAGACUCCGCCUUCCGAGGGAUUUGCAUGAUGAUCGGUGUGAACCCAGGUGGUGUGGUGCAGGACUUCAUCUUCUUCUGUGAUGCGGUGGCCUCCUGGGUGAAUCCGAAAGAUGAUCUGAGAGACAUGUUCUACAAGAUCCUGCAUGGUUUUAAGGAGCAGGUUGGGGAGGAGAACUGGCAGCAGUUCUCAGAGCAGUUCCCCCCACUGCUAAAGGAGAGACUGGCAGCCUGUUACGGCGUUUAGAUUCUCUACACCCACCCAAAAGGUGAGCCAGCAGGAGGAGGGUGAAUGGGAAACUCAUCCAUCUGUGUAUUGCACUGCCCUGAUCUGGGGGGAGGGAGAGGGACGCUAUUGGCCGCUCCCCCUGACGGACGGCCCCCACGCCCUAUGUGUUUGUCCAUAGAGGGAGGGUGGGCGGGUGGGAUGGGAGGGACAGGGGGACACCUCUAGAUUAACUAGGCAGGGACCCGACACAGAAAAAAAACUAACUGUUAGGGACAGAUAGAGAGGGACAGCAAGAAGGACACGGAGGAGAGAUAGACAAGUUGGGAUAGAGGGAGUCAGGGAAAGAGACCAGCACAGAGAAAGAUCAGGGAAAGAGAGGGAGGGAACUCAAUAAGAAGGCAGGGAACAAUAAAAGAGCUUCAGAGCGGCCUUUUACUUGGCUGGGGAAAUAGGGACAGUGGAGAUUUGAACGGGAUCCCGAAGUGUAAGAGUAACCAAUAGCUUGACCGACAGGGACAGACCAACGUACACGGACUCACACAUACAGUACACUUGCACAUGCUGUACAUGGAACUGACUGUGGGUGGCACUAUAAUUUAGACUUUUUUGAGACCUACUACAUGUAGUUAGGGACAGACAGAUGGGUGUCUCUGUUAAUUUUCUGGGUGAUAUCUUUUUCCGGGGAAUAGGAUUCGAUACGAAUUCACUUCAUCUGUAGUCACUGAAUUCUACUAUAAUCUCGCUAUCUGCAUCUAUGUUUCCUACCUUCAUUUUUGACCAGAGUGCUGCUUCACAGAACUAUCCAUCGAUCAGACAUAUUCCUGUCACAUUUUCUACCUGAUCAAACGAGAGAGCGGGGAAAGAGAAAAUAAGAGCACGUUUCUUUCCUCGUAGCUUCGCAGAAACCAUUCCUCUUGGAAGGGAGGAUUAGGGCUAACACAUUUGUUUUCUCAACAGAGGGGACAAAAUCUUAAAAAUGAUAAAUCACAUCUUUAUUUGACUCUUUGAGGUUUUGUGCGUGUGUGCGCGGGCACACAGUGGGGCGUAAAGGUCUUGAGACCACUUUCCCUUCAGACUUUUGGACCCCACUGUGUGUGUGCGCAUGUGUGUGAGUGAGAGCGUGUGUGUGUGUGUGUGUUGGUGUAUGCAUGCGUGUGUGUGCAUGUGCAGUUUGUAAAUUCUUACUCCGGCAUUCUGUGUUAACGGUGAAAUAUGUAUUGUUUUUGAUUAUGGUACCAAGCUAAAAACUUGACUCCCACCACAAUGUCCUUGGCACCUGUUAACUGUGACCAAGAGUUUGUUUGUUUGUGCGUGUGCGUAUGUCGCAAGAGUGUGUGUUUAUAUGUCUGCAUUCGUACUGAUAUCCAUUUGAUGCCAUAUUGAUAUCUUAAGUAAAACAGUGAUUGGCAAUGUCAUUGUGAUCCUUCUAAUGUUUUAAAACUGGUCCAUUUAUUUUUAUUUUUUAAAUUUUUGCUGCUACUGAUGAUUUUUGUUUCUAUAGUGGACUUAAAUUCGCACAAUUAACGAAAAAAAAAGAAGUUUUGAAUUAAUGGUAUUUUUCAGUGAUGUUUCAGUUGUUUUUUUGCACUUUUAAUUUUAUUUGACCUUUUUUAUUUCUUUUCUUUUUUUUGUAUGGACAUUUUUUUUUAACCUCACCCAUGUAAUGUGUCUUGACCCUAAUGUCAGUGUUUGUCAUACUGUGUUGCACUGUGAAAUUAAGUGUCUUUGACUGGCAAAAAUAUCCCAAUACUAAAUGGCAAAUAAAAACAACUUUGUGAAA